AUGGAUAUCGCCAAAGUAAAGGCAGACCUAGACGAGUUUGGUUGGGCGGUCGUGCCUGGAAUCCUAACGGAAACAGAAUGUAACGAGUACUCUAGCAGCUACCGAUCGUGGAUAGCGGGUUUACUGCCAAAUGGGCGAUGGCCGUAUUCUAUGAAGUCAAUCAUUCAGUCAUACAGAAUUGGUCAUCUCGAACAAACCUGGAAGAUUCGUGUGAAAUCUAAGCCUGUUUUUGAAGCUCUGUGGGGCACUGAAAAGUUACUGUCGAGUAUAGAUGGGGUAUCGAUUGGCCGACCCCCAGAAGAUGGGAUCACCCGAUUUGAUAAUCCUGGUUCUCAUUGGUUGCAUACCGACCAAUCAGAACAAAAAACCGGUUUACAUGGCUAUCAAGGGGGUGUCAACUUAGAAGAAGUUCUGGAAGAUGACUGGUGCCUACAGGUUUUGGAAGGGUCACACAAGUUCCACUCAGAAUUUUAUCAACGUUUUCCUGAAACGGUGAAACUCAGCAAUGCCAGCGACUUUUGCCGUUUGAGAGAGACAGAAAUGGUCGACUGGUUCAAAGAAAAGGGUUGCCAGGUAAAACGUGUACCAUGUCCAAAAGGUGGAAUCGUUCUAUGGGAUUCACGUACUAUCCACGCAAACGCGUACGCCAAAGAGGGACGUCGAUCGCCGAAUCGCUGGAGAUACACGGUAUUCGUUACCAUGACGCCGGCGAUUUGGUCAACUGUUUCAGACAUGGAAAUUAAAAAGAGAGCAUACGAAAACAUGGAAAUGACGUCGCAUUGGCCAUCUCAGGGUGUGUCCACUUUUCCAGACAGAAACGACUAUAAAUCUGGCGAGAUCAGAACAAUUUUGGUAUUGCCAGAAAUAGCUAAAACGGAAGAGGUGCGCAAAUUAUGUGGAGUGAUUGAAUACGAUUUUAAAGAUGGUCAAUCAAAUGGAGAAAGCUUUGCACCAAAGUGGAAGAGCGAUAAUGGAAGAUGGUGUUGCAUCGUAUGAUAAAACUUCCUGUUAUCCACAUGCUACUAUAUGUAUCUUUCAUAAAUUAUACACAGCAUGUUGCAUGCAAUUAAUCAUUUAGCCGAAACACUACAUGUUUUUUUUAUCUAAGCGAUAACGCUGUGUAUAUAUAAACUGUCAAAUAGUAACAUUUUGAAAUAAUGUUAGUUAUGAUGAAAAAUAUUUACAGGGUGUGUCCUAGAUAGUUUACAGUUCCACGAUAGGAUACAGUAUGGCAUUAACGUAAUCAACGUCACCCCAAUUCAAAAUAACAAACAUGAAAUACAAUUCUCAUUUUAAAAAUAAUA
Messenger RNA from Owenia fusiformis, 1304 nucleotides. Lineage: Eukaryota; Metazoa; Annelida; Polychaeta; Sabellida; Oweniidae. The record is from the annotation of a GenBank genome assembly.